This is a messenger RNA of Orbilia oligospora ATCC 24927, 1371 nucleotides long. RefSeq lists its product as uncharacterized. The transcript has a single exon. The record is from RefSeq and is a predicted model, not a curated record. Bases 1 to 1371 code for a protein of 456 amino acids. Lineage: Eukaryota; Fungi; Ascomycota; Orbiliomycetes; Orbiliales; Orbiliaceae.
AUGCAUCAAGAUGGUUCGGGUUCACACCGAUUUUCUCGUCCAGGAACUUUUCGAAGCCACUCAUCUAUCUCUACAAUCACGCCCCGACCUACCUUUGGUGUUGCUAGAUCUGCAUCUAUUAACCCCAAAAGACGGGGUUCACAAAGUUACUUAAAACGGAACCAAUCCCUAUACGAAAGGGGAGAGCCUGCUUAUGUUGAGAAACCUUUCCGAAUGGAAGAUAAGCCGGGGUUCCUUCCAGCUAGUUCUCGACCAGGGAGUAGCUUGGGUUUGUCUAUGCCUCGAACUUUGCGUGAUUCAGACGUCGUGGGGACAACUAGGGCGCCAGUACCUGGAAGAAGAUUCCCUGUUUCUUUGAGAAUGAAUCUUUUCGAUAAGGCUCGCUGGCUGGGACGACGAGUUUCUCAGCCUUUCCGUCGAUCCAAAGUACCACCUAAGAAUGUACCAACUCAGCAGGUUCAUUCUGAGACGAAACACUACGGGUUAACAGCCUACCAGAUGUCUUCUGGUUAUGCUGAAACCGAGGGCUCUCAAUAUGCAGAAACUGCUGUUCAUCAUCGUUUUUGGGAAAACCAGAGCUAUACGACCGGUCUUGACAACCAAGAAGAUUAUUUCACCCAUGCCCCGCCAUCAGAAGUCGAUGGCGUUGCCCCAAGUACACCAAUACGUAUGACAGUUGCAGAGCCAAUAAUUGAGGUCGAGGAGCCGCAGCCGCAGCCGGGACCGGUUCGAGAGGGGCAAAGAGGGUUUACACCGUUCACUCAUCCUACAGACCUUGGGGGUGUUGAUACAAGACGAGUUUACAGUGCGCUCAUGAAGACCCUGGCAGCGCAAUUCCGCAGCCAAAAUCCCGUCAAUGAGACUAUAACGGAAGAAACUGAGCCUCAAGAUGAAGAGCCCCGGCCGGGUCAACCCUCAAACGAAAAUGUUCGACCACCUAGUUCCAAAGUUUCAACGGAAAAGAGUCCGGAGAACCGCAAGCCUCUCUGUGAGAUUAUGCCUCGUACAAAUAAUACCAUUAGUGUCGUCGAAGAGGAGGAAGACACUGCGGCACCCCCUACGCCGAUUAUCAAUAUCGGGGUUAAGAGGAUUAGAUCUGAUGAUGCACUUUUUAGUCAGAUUGCCCAACAGCAUGAGGUUUGGCAAGAAGAGGCCACGGGAGGGAGUAGCAACGAAACCAUAGCAGUUACAGCGCUAAGACAAUUAAGCAUUUCGAAUGUUGAGAAAGAGAAGGAAGAUAUGACAGGGCAGGCGAGGUUCCGUACAACUAGUGGAGCGUUGCAGGAGAAUAUUCUGAAAGACGAGAAGGGGAUCGAAACUGAUGAGCACGAAAAGUUGAAGGAUGAUAGUAUGGAUCCGGUUUUUAUUUGA